This is a messenger RNA of Vicia villosa (hairy vetch), 718 nucleotides long. RefSeq names its product VQ motif-containing protein 9-like. NCBI's taxonomy places the organism in Eukaryota, Viridiplantae, Streptophyta, Magnoliopsida, Fabales, Fabaceae. The transcript is spliced from 2 exons. The record is from RefSeq and is a predicted model, not a curated record. The coding region runs from base 1 to 687 and encodes 228 amino acids.
AUGGUGGGCUUUUUAUUGACAAUAAAAACUUCAAUACAACCAACGGGCUCACCUGCGCACGACCAUAUCUCAACACCGCCACCUAUUCAGCAACCCAAACAACAAAGCUCUCGUCUUCAACGUACCUGUCCUCCUCCGUUACCUCACAUCACUAACCGUCCACCGCCGUCACUUAACAACCGUCCUCAUCUUCCGUCGCCGCAGAACUUUAACUUUAACGGUGUUAACUUUAAUCAAAGCUUUCCUGGGUUUGGUAGACCCCAAGCGUCGUUAUCUCUGUUGCUGCCGUUUCCCACCGUUCACGCCGCCGCUGAAUCUCCUAUCUCCGCUUACAUGCGCGAUCUGCAGAAUUUUGUUUCCACUAUGGAUAACAAAAGCUUCUCUGGUUUUUCUCCUUUGCCUCCUCUUCCUCUUCCGGUUUCAUCUCAUCAACCUCAGCCAGAACAACAACCACCACCACAACAGGAGGAGCAGGAACAACAGCAGGUGAACCAACCUCCAGUGCUCCAACCGUUUCAGAUGUCGUCUUCUCCAGUUCUUUUCGGAUGUUUGAAUUCACAGCUUGCAUCAUACCCUUUGUUGUCAUCUGGUUUACUAUUUUCCCCCAAUUCUGCCAAUUUAGGGUUUCCUCAGCUUCCUCUGUCUCCCACCGUGCCGGCUCCGAGUCCGCGAUGGAGAGAAAUUUGACAUCAAUGGUGCAACCUCCGGCCGCCGCGCC